AUGGUAGCGAAAGCAGUUCUCGUUUUCUGUGCUCAAGCACUUUUAGCCCAGUACAUCUCCGCUCAAUGUCUCGGAGCUGCGCCCUGGGCCGCGCCGUACCCCGGCCAGUGGGGCGCCGCGCCCUACGCCGAGAUCCCUCUCGCCGCGCCGUGCGCCUUCGCGCCCAUCAACGGCGGAGGCUUCCAGAUCACCAGCAUGUCGCCCAUGUCGGUGACGGGCGUGUCGGUGACGUCGGAGAACGCGUACGAAGGGCCGCUGUCGGUGUGCGGCGCGGUGCCGUUCCUGGGCGCGGUGGCGCUGGAGGGCGCGCUGCCGACCGCCGGCAGCGGCGCCAUCACGUACGGCUGCGGCAACGGCAACGUCGCCAUGACGAGCGAGAGCAUCAACGCGGGCCCGUACGGGUACGCGCCCGAGCUGUACGCGUACCCGCCCGAGGGCUACUACGGCAGGCCGUGCGGCUGCGGCAUGUACUGAUGGGGGUGCCAACGAGAUUAAUAUUUUAACGUUG
Messenger RNA from Bicyclus anynana (squinting bush brown), 508 nucleotides. RefSeq names its product chorion class B protein Ld34-like. Gene Ontology annotation, molecular function: structural constituent of egg chorion. The transcript has 2 exons. Lineage: Eukaryota; Metazoa; Arthropoda; Insecta; Lepidoptera; Nymphalidae. The record is from RefSeq and is a predicted model, not a curated record. Gene Ontology annotation, cellular component: egg chorion. Bases 1 to 474 code for a protein of 157 amino acids. Gene Ontology annotation, biological process: multicellular organism development; chorion-containing eggshell formation.